AUGUAAGAAAUAAACUAAUGUAAUUAAAAACAAAUAAUUUAAUCAAUUAAUUCAUGCUAAUAUGUAAUUUAAUACUGCUAAGAUUAUUAAUAAAUAAAUUUUACUGAAUUUUAUUUUUGUACAAUAAAUGAAAAUGUUUUAGUUUUAGAUAUAUUAACAAUUUUUGUACCUUUAUUAUCAUUUUAAAUAUUAAGUUCAACCUCGGAAAUAUAUUUAUCAGCAUCUUUAUAAAAAAUAUCUAAUUUUUUUAAAUUCUCUUAAACUUUUACUGCAAUUACUAUAUUAGCUUUUGGAAACGGAGCUCCUGAUAUAUUUACAGCUUUAAUAGCUGGAAAAUCAUAAAAUGGGGGUAUUAAUAUGAUUAUUGGUUCUAUUUUUGGGGCUGGAUUAUUUGUUACAACAAUUACUUUAUCAAAAGUUAUAUAAAAUGCAAAGAGAAUAAAAAUAGAUUAAAAAAUAUUUUUAAGAGAUAUUUUAUUUUAUAUAUUUGCAUAAUUAAUAAUUUUAUUUUAUACUUUUAUUGGAAAAGUAACUUGGUAUAUGUCUUCUUUAUUUAUUUCUCUUUAUAUUAU
This is a messenger RNA of Ichthyophthirius multifiliis, 572 nucleotides long. RefSeq names its product sodium calcium exchanger protein, putative. Gene Ontology annotation, biological process: monoatomic cation transport; transmembrane transport. The record is from RefSeq and is a predicted model, not a curated record. Gene Ontology annotation, molecular function: monoatomic cation transmembrane transporter activity. The transcript has 3 exons. Lineage: Eukaryota; Ciliophora; Oligohymenophorea; Hymenostomatida. The annotation marks the transcript as partial. Gene Ontology annotation, cellular component: membrane.